Messenger RNA from Protopterus annectens (West African lungfish), 10499 nucleotides. RefSeq names its product DNA polymerase theta (gene POLQ). Gene Ontology annotation, molecular function: DNA-directed DNA polymerase activity; DNA binding; ATP binding. The coding region runs from base 181 to 9111 and encodes 2976 amino acids. NCBI's taxonomy places the organism in Eukaryota, Metazoa, Chordata, Ceratodontiformes, Protopteridae. The record is from RefSeq and is a predicted model, not a curated record. The transcript has 2 exons. Gene Ontology annotation, biological process: DNA-templated DNA replication; double-strand break repair via alternative nonhomologous end joining.
UAGAGCUUUCUUCACGUAUUUUUUGGGUUUACAUCAGGUGAAAGUCAAACAAAUGUUUUUGGGAAUAUAAAACUAGCAAAGAGGUUAAAGUAGCUGUUGCAUUUUUAUUUAGACAAAUCAUGGAAAUGAGCUAAAGAGCUGUCCUGAUGUUUGUUGUCAAUUUGCUGGGAAAUAAAAGCAAUGAAUUUCAACAAAAAUAAGACGAAUCAUGAUACUUACAAAAAGUGCUGUGAUGGACAAAAUAAGAUUAUUAAGAAGAGUUGCAUUGAGCAAAAUCAGACCAUCAAUAAAAGUACUGCAAAAGCUGCAUGUUUACCACCUCGAUGCCUUGACCUUUGGCAACAGAAAAAAAAAAAGUUUGAGGAAGAGCCCGGGGGAAAGGAAAAUAAAAACAGUCGUUCAGGAGCCUCUAAGUUAAGGAGUACUGGGCUUUUCAUCACCGAUUCAUCUUUGGCUUUUGAUGAUGAACUGCAGGUUAUAGAUUCUGUGAAGUCUACACAGGGAAGAGAGUGUUUAAAAUCACUUCAGUUAGAAAGCCUCACCUCUACUCUUGGGUCUAACUACCUGAUACCAGAACAUGUAAAUGUGCCAAAGCGCAGCAAUUCCAACAAUAAAACCAAUACAGAGCUAAGCCAUGCAGAUACAUCUCCCAGUACUUCCAAGGCAGCUCAGGAUGUUCAACCUUCAAAUGAAAAUGUAACUUUAAAAGAUGCUAAAGAUUUAUCAUUUAAACUUUUAUUUGGCAUACAGCAGCAGCAUGCGUCUUAUGAUAAUGUGGAUCCUUCAAAUUUAGAGCAUGUAAAAAGGCAAAAAAAAGAAUGCCCUCCACUUUCUCUUUGUUCUCCUGAGUCACAGGAUUCUAUAAGUCCAUCACCAGAAAAAUCAUCAAGAUCCAAACGUCGUCUGAAAUCCUUUAGCUCUAGACGUUCAGCGAUUGUCCACCGAUACUGUUUGAAAAAAGUUGCAGAAAAGAGAAAAUCUUUUUCACCAAAAAUGAAUAACGGCAUCGUCCGCAACAAUUACAUUUUAUUUAGCCCUAGUCACCAGGCAGCUGUAUUACAAAAGCAAAAACAACAACAGUGCCCUAGACUUAAUCUGUCAGUGUCUGUUUUGAAUGUACCACCUGGACUAGAUCUUACUAUAACAGACAACAGUAGACUACAUGACACUUUAACAGCUACAGGAAAAACUGUUAAGAUGGCUGUUCCUACUGAUCAGUAUGAUAAGUUGCUGCUAUCAAGCUGGGGUCUUCCAAAGCCAGUUUUGGAUAAAUAUCACAGUGUUGGAGUAGUACAGAUGUUUGAAUGGCAAGCAGAAUGUCUUAUGCUUGGAAGAGUAUUGGAAGGAAGAAAUCUAGUUUAUUCAGCUCCUACUAGUGCUGGUAAGACACUUGUUGCAGAGCUUCUCAUACUGAAGAGGGUUUUAGAGAUGCGCACAAAAGCACUUUUCAUUCUCCCAUUUGUUUCUGUGGCUAAAGAAAAAAUGUAUUAUUUGCAGAACAUGUUUCAGGAGGCAGGUGUAAGAGUUGAUGGCUAUAUGGGCAGCUCUUCCCCUGCUGGAGGUUUUGCUUCCCUCGAUGUUGCUAUGUGUACUAUUGAGAAGGCCAAUAGCUUGGUAAAUCGAUUAAUAGAGGAAGACAAAAUGGAGCUUAUUGGUACCAUUGUUGUAGAUGAACUGCAUAUGGUUGGAGAUUCUAGCCGUGGGUAUCUCCUAGAGCUUUUACUUACUAAAAUCCUAUACGUCACACACAAAAGACUGCUCCAUCACAAAGAAUCGGCUGAAAAUUGCCAAACUUCACAUGGUGUUCAGAUUGUGGGAAUGAGUGCUACCCUCCCAAAUCUCAAACUUUUGGCAACCUGGCUAGAUGCAGAACUGUAUCAUACAGAUUUCCGCCCUGUGCCCUUGCUGGAAAGAGUUAAGAUUGGAAACAUUAUUUAUGAUGCCUCAAUGACUGUAGUGUGCCAGUUCCAACCGGCAUUACAAGUUGAGAGAGAUGAAGACCAUAUUGUAAGCCUCUGCUAUGAGACUGUUCGCAGUGGACAUUCUGUCCUGUUAUUCUGCCCUUCCAAGAAUUGGUGUGAAAAACUGGCAGACACCAUAGCAAGGGAGUUCUACAAUUUGCAACAGAUGGCACUGCAUUCUACUGGUUUUGUGAAAGCUUCUGAUGUGAUGCCAUUAGAAUUUAAUAGAGAUGGGAUACAGGAAGUCCUUGAUCAGUUGAAACGUUCUCCUUCUGGAUUGGACCCUGUACUUCGACGCUGUAUAUCCUGGGGGGUAGCUUUCCAUCAUGCAGGAUUGACAUUUGAUGAACGAGAUAUUAUUGAGGGAGCUUUCCGACAUGGAUAUAUAAGAGUUUUGGCAGCUACUUCCACUCUGUCAUCUGGAGUAAAUUUGCCAGCUCGCCGGGUAAUCAUCAGGAGCCCAGUUUUUAAUGGCAGACUACUUGACAUACUGACAUACAAACAAAUGGCUGGGAGAGCCGGCAGAAAAGGUGUUGACACAGUAGGCGAGAGCAUUUUAGUGUGCAAGAAUUUGGAGAGAUCAAAAGGAAUUAGCCUUUUACAAGGCUCACUUAAAGCAGUUCAGAGCUGCUUGAUAAGAAAAGUAGGUGAUGGGAUUACUACUAGCAUGAUCAGGGCUAUCCUUGAAAUAAUAGUGAAUGGAGUUGCAGAUUCACCAGAAGCUCUCAAAGUCUAUAUUUCUUGUACUCUUCUGUUUGCCAGUCUGAGUGAGAAUGAACAGGAAGUCGACAGGAAGGCUAAUAAAACCAGGAUCCAGGGCAGUUGCAUUGAAUCCUGCAUCGGGUGGUUAAUGGAGAAUGAAUUUAUACAGGUCAUGGAGGAAGAAAAUGAGGGAAAUAAAGUUGAGAAAUACCACACCACCCAACUUGGUGCUGCUACUGUUGCCUCUUCUUUGUCCCCACCUGAUGCUCUUGAAAUCUUUGCUGAUCUUCAAAAAGCUAUGAAGGGUUUUGUUUUAGAAAAUGAUCUACACAUUCUAUACCAGGUUACUCCAUUAUAUGAAGAAUGGACAACAAUUGACUGGUAUCAAUUUUUUUGCUUGUGGGAAAAGCUGUCUACGUCUUUAAAGCGCGUUGCUGAAUUAGUUGGGAUAGAAGAAGGAUUCCUGGCUCGUUCUAUUAAGGGAAAGGUUACAGCCAAAACAGAAAAGCAGCAGAGACAAUUAGCUGUUCAUAAAAGGUUUUUUACUAGCCUUGUAUUGAUGGAUUUAAUCAGUGAGGUUCCCCUUGGAGUUGUUGCUAAGAAGUAUGGCUGUAGUCGGGGACAACUGCAGUCUUUACAACAGUCGGCUGCAACUUACGCAGGUAUGGUCACAGUAUUCUGUAAUCGAUUAGGCUGGCACAAUAUGGAGUUGCUGCUGUCUCAGUUCCAGAGCCGUCUGAGUUUUGGUAUUCAAAGAGAGCUUUGUGAGCUGGUAAGAAUUUCCUUACUGAAUGCCCAGAGAGCCAGAGCACUCUAUGAUGCAGGAUUUGUCACUAUAUCAGACGUAGCACAAGGAAAUGUAACUGAUGUAUUAGCAGCUUUGAAGAAAGCUGUGCCAUUUAAAAGUACACGUAAGGCAGUAGAUGAAGAUGAACAAGAUGCCCAAGAGCGCAAAAACAGCUACUGUAUCUGGGUGAGUGGUAAAAAAAGUCUAACGGAGGGAGAAGCUGCAGCAAGGAUUGUGGAGGAAGCCAGAAAACUGUUUCAGCAGGACUUAGCUUUGAUGGGAGUUCAGUGGAAUCCAGGGUUUGUACCAGAACCAGUGCCUUCUGUAGCCACAACUGAAAUUUCUGCAGCUUGCGAGGAGAAGAAAGAUGUGGAAGGCUCUGGCGAACUUACUAGUGAAGCCUUGCCAGUUGCGUCAGACAUACAUGCAUGUAAUGACAAGAGUACACACAAUGACAAACUCAGUUGCAUCAAGAAUGCUAACACGGGAGUUGUAGGAGAAGGGGAUGUUAUAUGUGCUAAGUCCUCCAGCAGUAACCCUGAUCAAAUUAAAAACAUAAAUCAGACCAGUGUAAAGGAGAAAUGUGUACUUACAACUUCAAAUGACAUUCCAGUUAAGGACAUUGUUGCAGUGAAUCCAAACCAAUAUCUGGAAAAUAUUAUAGAAUCUUCAGAUACUCCUGAUUUCAGUGGGAUGCCUUCAGGCUUCAGGAACAGUGAAGGAGAAAGGCUUUUUGUUUCCGAGAUUAAAAAGCUUGAAACAGCUUUGUCCUUUAACACUGACUGUAUGAGUCCAGAUGUGAAACUUGGAAUAAUUGAACAAAAUGAAGAUAUUAAAUCAAAUCUUCUCAAACAUGAUAAAUUAAGUCAUGAAACAAUUGAAGCUGAAUCAUAUGUGCUGUCGGAUCUGCUAGACAAAAAUAUGAAAGCAUGCUUUGCACCUUCCACAUUUAAAGAAAAAAAGAAGCAUAGUUCAAGUUUAGGUGUAGACCCCAGAAAUAGGGAAUUGAGGACCGAAACAAAGGAAAGAAAGUCUCAUAGUGCCAAUUCUGUCUGUGAUGUUUCUAAAUGCAGUGCUGGAUUACCAGCUAUUUCAGAUUCUGAGAACACUAGAUCAGAAAUGAAAGGGUAUAAACAAAGUAAUGAUAAAAUUACAAAUGCUUCUAUUUCCAAACAUUGGAGAGGUGAAGUAUUAUCAGAAAUCACAGUGAAACAUGGCGGAACAGAAAAAGCGACACCAGCCUUCUUGGAUGCAGACAACAAAAUGGAAGACACUGCUUCAUCAUUGCCCAGGUGUUCUUCAGUAAGUGGAGCCAGCAAUACCAAAGGACAGUUAAGCUGUAAUAGUAAUAACAGUUCCACUGUAGAAGAAGUCAGCCUGAAUGAAAUGCCAACCAUUCUGCAGGACAGCAUUAAAACCAGCAAAGCCAUUCUAAAGACUAAUUAUUCCAAAAAGGAUAGUGUAAUUGUGAGUCUAGCUGAAAUAAAAGGUAGCAGUAUAGGAACAGAGAAUAAUAAAGAACAUUAUACCGUUUGCUCAGUUGCUGGAAAAAAUAGUAUUCUAUCAUCGGAGAAGGAGAGGAUCACCGAUAGUAAGCAUCAUCAAAAGGCAGCAGAGGAUGAAAGAAACCAGGGACACAUGCCUUUGAUGGUGAAUAACAAUGAGUCUAAGCACAUGGCUGAAAACAUACUAGAAUCUAAGAACACCAUGACCAGUGGGCAUCUUAAACUCCAUUCAUUUACAAGAGAAUUCGAGGAGAGUUUUCAGCUGGAUACUCAGACAGAGAGAAUAAUUCAACAACAGGUCCUAACUGAACAGUUGUUAGCACAAGAAGAUGACAGCAGGGAAAUGCCAGCUGUGGUAGAGGAGCAUAAAAUAUCUGAGGAAGUUGGUUAUGCAGAAUCUUUUGGCAAUAAAAGAUAUGUUUCCACUGAAUGUGAAUCAAGAUUCUCUAACGACAUGGUUGGUAAUGUCGAAGUCAGUGCACAUAAAAGUAACCUAGCUUCUGCUUCUCCUCCAUUUCCUUCAAAAUACAGUGAUACGGGUGUUGUUUUACAAAAACACAGCAAUAUUUCAUUAACUGACACUCAGCUGGAAAGCUUUAUUCAAGGUUACCAUACACAGGCUUCCACUGAACAGAGUCUUUUGCCAGCUGUCCCAAGCAGAUCAUCUUUGGCAGAGAUAGUACAGGCGUAUGACACUGAAAACAUUAACUUGCAAAGAAAUGCUGUUCCCCAUCUUGUUACUGAAAUGAGUCUUGACAUGAGUGAUAGCUUAUUGUUUGAAGGUUUUUCUGAUGCCCUCUGUGAUGCUGAUACAGAGAGAACUAGGACUACUUCUAACUUGCAAAAAGAUGUAGACACUAGAGAUAGCCUUCCUCCUCAAAUUAUACCUCCAAAUAAGUUUUUUGGUGAAGAAGAAUCAAAGAUCCUGAACCAGAUACAGCCUCUAGGACUGCCUCUUGAGAGAAGAGAAAUGCAGUGGAAUGAGUCCUCUUUCAGUUUUUCAGAUUUCACUGACUCAUUUCACGUUGCUGAAGCUCAAGAACCUGGCAAGUCUGACCCUAGUGUACAAAAUUAUGAUUCUACUGAUAAUGUUAACGAGAAACAUUUAACUCAGCCAGAAGAUCCUAAGAAUACUGUCUGCCAGGCAAAAAGUACAAGCAGUCACACAAAAGAAACUAGUUGUGCUGAAACUAUUAAAAGUAAAGUUGAGGCCUGUGCCAUUUUGCAGUUUUCUCUGGAUUCUUCAUUUGAUUUAAGUCCUGGCCUUCAGAAUAUUUUAGAUCAGUGGUCUAGUCCAUUAAAUAGUAAAUGUACUGAAAUGAGAGAAAACAUUAACACCGUAGGGAAGCAUAAUUCACAAGAGCACAGUAAAUUGCAGUUACAAACUGGAAAUGCUGUUAACAUAAAACAAGUUAUGUUGUUGCAACCCCAGCAAAAAAACUUGCUUUAUCCAGAAAGUGAAACAAAUGUAAGCACCAUAUCAACACACCCAAUUGAUCUGUCGUCACGCCUAGUUGAGGAUAAAGAAAAUGAUCCUUUGGUAGAAAGUCCAAACAGUCUUGUUUUUCCAACACCUCCAUCUGAGUCUUUGGUUUCUAGACAAAAAAUAAGAGAAUCCUCCAUUCAUUCUGGAAAAAAUGGGGAAUUUGUAGUUCAGAGAGAAAACUCUUCCAUAUUUUCAGCACAGAAAAACAAAUUUGUUAAUUCUCCACAUAGAGAAAUCCCACAGUUAAACACGGACUUGGUUGUGCCACAGGGCAACUCAGAAAUUGAUGCCUCUGUUAUUGAUGAAGGAUUUUCCUUGCAUUUGUCACAGGAUGCCUCUCCUGCUGUACUUGCGCUUAGCAACACAGAGACAUUAAGCAUCAUUGAUGUGGCAAGUGACCAAACCCUUUUCCAAACAUUUGUCAAGGAAUGGGCUAGCACAGAAAGGUUCUCAGUAUCUGUAGCUUGUGAAAAAAGAGAGCAUGUUUUAUCUCCUAAUUCAGCUAUAGGAGGCAGAUUCCAACAUCCCAAGACUCUUCAAGACCCGGCAAAAGUUGAUGGCUUUCUUGUGAGUGGCAAUGAAGAUUUUGUGGUAAUUGGUCUAGCUGUCUGUUGGGGUGGAAAGGAUGCAUAUUACAUUUCACUGCAACAAGAGCAAAAUGAUUCGGAUAUCAGUCCCAGUUUAGCUGCUCCACCAUUAGACCCAGCCCUGUCGGUUAAUGAGCGCUUAAAGAAUGUUCGGUGCUGCCUUCAGCAAAAAACAGUGCAGGGAACCAAACAUUCUAUUAUUAUGUAUGACUUCAAACAUCACUAUAAAACCUUUUUGCUGGCUUGUAGCAUUUCUCUUGAAGGGAGCUUUGAGGAUCCAAAAAUAGCUUGCUGGCUUCUAGAUCCUAGUGCCAAAGAACGAACCCUACAUAAUAUGGUAACUAAUUUCAUGCCUCAAGAUCUCACAUUGCUAGAAGGAGUUGGAGCUGGACAGGGCAUUCAAAGUCUUGGACUUGGUGCAGGUACUGAUCAUUCAGGUCGAUUCAGAGCAUCAGUGGAGUCAGUCCUUGUAUUUAAUGUAAUGAAUCAGCUGAGUACAUUAUUAUUGAAGGAAGGUAUCUGUGAUGUGUUCUGUAAUGUGGAAAUGCCUGUGAUGUACUGCCUCACCCUUUUGGAAUUGAAUGGAAUUGGAUUCAGUACUGCAGAUUGUGAGGCUCAAAAACACAUAAUGCAGGCCAAACUAAGCAGCAUUGAAGCACAGGCAUAUAAACUGGCUGGGCAUAGCUUUUCAAUCACAAGCCCAGAUGACAUUGCUGAGGUUCUCUUUCUAGAGCUGAGACUUCCCCCCAAUGGGGAGUCAAGUGGGCAGAUGAACAAGAAAACACUUGGUGCCACAAGAAGGACAGCAAUAUCAGGAAAUAGGGCCAGACCAGCUAAACAGUUUAGUACCACCAAAGAUGUUUUGGAAAAGUUGAAGAAUUUGCACCCCUUACCUGGUCUGAUCUUGGAAUGGAGAAGAAUCAGCAAUGCCAUGACAAAAGUAGUGUUUCCAUUACAGAGAGAGAAAAAGUGGCAUAAGCAGUUGGGAAUGGAGAGGAUUUACCCAGUUGCACAAAGUCAUACAGCUACUGGACGGAUUUCUUUCAUUGAACCAAAUAUCCAAAAUGUGCCAAAGGAUUUUGAGAUUGAAAUGCCAACCUUAGUUGCAGAAAGCCCUCCUUCACAACAAAAUAGUUGCAACAUGGCCUUUGGAUCUAGAACCAGAGGUAGGAAACGAGCUAGGCUUAUGUUGCCUUCUGGUCCACAGGAUCUUGUUGAUAUGCCUACAGAAAAAGGGAUGCAGUUUGCUGUUAGUAUGAGGCAUGCAUUUGUCCCAUUUCCAGGGGGAUUAAUCCUGGCAGCUGAUUACAGUCAACUGGAACUGAGAAUUUUAGCUCACCUUUCACGUGACAAACGCCUUAUUCAGGUUCUGAACACGGGAACAGAUGUUUUCAAGAGCAUUGCAGCUGAGUGGAAGAUGAUUGAUCCUGAGUCUGUGGGAGAUGGCUUAAGACAGCAAGCCAAACAGAUUUGCUAUGGCAUAAUAUAUGGAAUGGGUGCCAGAUCCCUUGGAGAACAAAUGGGAAUCGAUGAGAAUGAUGCAGGCUGUUAUAUUGAAAGUUUUAAGUCUCGGUACACAGGGAUUCAGAACUUUCUGCAAGAGACAGUGAUGAAUUGCAAGAAACAUGGCUAUGUCCAGACCAUUCUAAAGAGAAAGAGGUAUCUACCUGCAAUCAAAGACCCAAAUUAUCACAGCAGAGCUCAUGCUGAGCGCCAGGCGGUCAAUACAACUGUUCAAGGUUCUGCAGCCGAUAUUGUGAAAACUGCAACAAUAAAUAUUCAGAAUCGACUUGAAGAAACAUUUCCCUCUAUGGUAAAAUCACACACCCACUUGGAAAGUGUUAUUAAUGCAGGUGCAUCUGAAAGGAAGAGACAUAGACGCAUUCAUUCACCAACCUGUGGGGCGUACUUUGUUCUACAGCUGCAUGAUGAGCUUAUCUAUGAGGUGGCAGAAGAUGAUGUAAUUCAGGUGGCACAGAUUGUGAAGAAGGAAAUGGAAGGUGCAGUAAGAUUGUCAGUUAAGCUUAAAGUUAAAGUGAAAAUGGGUCCAAGCUGGGGGAAUCUUCAAGAUCUGGACUUGUAGUGAAACAGCAAAAGGAUAUGUGAUGCAUGUGCUGCUCUUGUAAACCAAGAUGCCACUUUCAGCAAGCAAAGUCUGAUAUAUCUUGAACAUAGAAAGUCUGCUGCCAUUGUAGCAAUGAACAUGAGUUCUUUAUGUCACUGGACUUGAAAAAAAAAUCAGUUUUAUUUAUAAUGGACAUUAAUGCAUCGUUACUUUCUUCAGAACUGACAGCUUUUUUUAAUUGACUAGUAACAUUGUCAGCUGUUUUUACAGACUUUUUACAGGUUUUGCAUAGUUAUGAUUUUAAGCAGAGAAAUAAGUUUGCUGCAAAGGUAAGGACAAAACAUAGCUAUAGAAAAUAGAAUAUUAUUUCUAUUUUACAUUUUGUACUGUAAUCGCCUAGACUAAUUGCAACAUCUGGUCCUGCUGGAAGACUUAACUCAGUCAUUUUAAAGUAUUUAUUGAAACUACAUACAAGUAUAAAUACCCAUGACCAGAUGUUCAAGAAUGAAAUUAGUAAAAUGCCUUUACAAAAUAAAUUUAAUUUUACACUGAAAAUGUAUAAUGAAAUUCACAGUAGUACUGUUUGACAUGCAGGUAAUGUUCAGUAUUUUACUAAGAUUUUAAAUUUCUUCAGUGAAAGAAACACUUGUAAACAUGUAUGCUAGUAUUUGUGGUUAUGUACUGGUUGCUGUUAAUGAAUUACUGUAUAGAAUGUAACAGUCUUCUAUGCUUGUAUUUAUUAUAGUCUUCUGAAUAUUUAAAAUGCAUUGGGGGGAUAUAUGAUAAAAAACAUUCUGUAAUAUUUACAGAUCCUAUUAACACUUAAUAACCAGUUUGACUACUGGCACUAGAAGUACCUUUUUUAGAGGUGACCUUGGAGCAUAUGGAGUUAAGCAAGCUGCUCAGGGGAUAUACAAUAUUCAUCUGGGUGCUGAUGACACACACACACACACACACACACACACACACUAUGCAGGUAAAGCACAUCCACUAGUUAUCAUUAGUUUUAAUGUCUUUCUGAUUUUAGAAUAAUACUUGAACUGUAUUUUCCCCUCUUUCAAGAAUCUACAGAUACACGCAAUCUGUAUUGUAUCCAGAAUAUUAAUUAUUUAUUCCAGUGCUGAGAUAUCAUUUUAAUAAAAAAAUGCUUGUGAUUGUCUAUAUUUUGCAAUAGUCCAGUGUGUAUAUACAUUUUCAGAGCUGCAGAUAGUACUUUUGUAAGUUGAAAUGUAUUGUUCAUUAAGUUGCGUCUAAACUGUGCGUAAUCAUUUAUAAUGCCACUGUGGAAUCAUUGCACCUUGUGCUAUACUGCAGUAUAAGUAAUACAUGUAUUUCUAAUGUGGAACUUUCUGACUUAGUCAGACAUCAAAAUGCAAUCAACUAAAUAAAUAAAUAAAUAAAUGAAA